CACCGAGAGCAGUGCUCCGAGUAAGUGAAAAUCCCUUCUUCUUCAGUUAUCUCACUGCAAGCAAAACCCUAGUUACAGUCCCCAAAAUUCAUGUUCAACGCUAAUGGACGGUCACUCCUCCCACCUCACGGCGCCUAACCGCUCCCGAACCUCCCAGUCUCCGUCCCCUUCGCAUUCCGCCUCCGCCUCCGCCACCUCCUCCAUCCACAAGCGCAAGCUGGCGUCUGACGACCACGCGCCGCCCUUCCCUCCCUCCUCCUUCUCCGCAGACGCCCGCGACGGCGCCCUCACCUCCAAUGAUGAUCUCGAGAGCAUCUCCGCCCGUGGCGGCGGCGCCGAUUCCGACUCCGAAGACGACUCCGAGGACGCCGCCGUCGACGACGACGACGAAUUCGACAAUGACUCCAUGCGCAACUUCACCGCCGCGCGCCUCGAGAACAGCGGCGGCUCGGCGCCGGCGGCCGGGGCGCGAAACACGAAGCUUAAGGCGGAGAAUCCGACCGUCAAGAUCGAGAAUUCCGAGGGCGGAAAGGACGGUGGCGGUGGGGCCGGCGCCGGAGGCCCCGCCGCUAACGCGAGUGGGGUCCAGGGAAUGGUGGUGAAGGAGGACCCGACCAAGAUAUUUACUGAGAAUUUGCAGACCAGUGGGGCGUAUAGUGCUAGGGAAGAAAGUUUGAAGAGAGAAGAGGAAGCGGGAAAACUCAAGUUUGAUUGCGUUUCAAAUGAUGGUAUUGAUCAGCAUAUGGUUUGGUUAAUAGGAUUAAAGAAUAUUUUUGGCAGACAACUACCUAACAUGCCCAAGGAGUACAUUGUCCGUCUCGUUAUGGAUAGAAGCCAUAAAUCCGUUAUGGUUAUCAGACGUAAUCAGGUUGUUGGUGGCAUCACCUAUCGUCCUUAUGUCAGCCAAAAGUUUGGAGAGAUUGCUUUCUGUGCAAUAACUGCUGACGAACAAGUUAAAGGUUAUGGCACUAGACUGAUGAAUCAUUUAAAGCAGUAUGCACGAGAUGCUGAUGGGCUUACUCAUUUUCUCACAUAUGCUGACAACAAUGCUGUUGGCUAUUUUAUUAAGCAGGGUUUCACAAAAGAGAUUCACUUGGAAAAAGAUCGCUGGCAAGGGUACAUAAAAGAUUAUGACGGAGGCAUCCUUAUGGAAUGCAAAAUUGAUCCGAAGCUUCCAUAUAUUGAUUUGUCAACCAUGAUUCGCCGCCAGAGGCAGGCAAUUGACGAAAAGAUAAGAGAGCUAUCAAACUGUCACAUUGUUUACCCUGGAAUUGAUUUUCAAAAGAAAGAAGCUGGAAUUCCUAAAAAACUAAUCAAAGUUGAGGACAUUCCUGGUUUGCGAGAGGCUGGAUGGACACCUGACCAAUGGGGCUAUUCACGGGCUGGCGUUUAUAGUGCUGCUACAGAAAGUGGUAAAAAGCAUUUGACUGCAUUCAUGCGCUCACUUAUAAAGUCGAUGCAUGACCACGUUGAUGCAUGGCCAUUUAAAGAACCAGUUGAUGCACGCGAUGUUCCCGAUUAUUAUGACAUCAUCAAAGAUCCAAUGGAUCUGAGGACUUUGUCAAAGAGGGUAGAAUCUGAGCAGUAUUAUGUUACGCUUGAGAUGUUUAUAGCGGAUGUGAAGAGGAUGUUUUCAAAUGCACGCACCUACAACUCUCCCGAUACCAUCUAUUAUAAAUGCUCGACCAGGCUUGAAAGUCAUUUUCAAAGCAAAGUUCAGUCAGGUCUCCAAGCUGGAGCAAAAAUUCAGACGCAGUGAAUUGAACAACUUACUAUUUGUUGGGUAUAUUAACAAUCCGGAGGUUAUUUCUAAUGUCAGGAUGCUGAAAGCCUCCACUAUUCAGAUUGUUGACCCCCCCGUAUUGCUAUGUACAGUACAAACAACAAUUAUUUG
This is a messenger RNA of Morus notabilis, 1894 nucleotides long. RefSeq names its product histone acetyltransferase GCN5. Gene Ontology annotation, cellular component: histone acetyltransferase complex. Bases 104 to 1759 code for a protein of 551 amino acids. Gene Ontology annotation, biological process: positive regulation of transcription by RNA polymerase II; chromatin remodeling. The transcript is spliced from 13 exons. The record is from RefSeq and is a predicted model, not a curated record. NCBI's taxonomy places the organism in Eukaryota, Viridiplantae, Streptophyta, Magnoliopsida, Rosales, Moraceae. Gene Ontology annotation, molecular function: histone H3 acetyltransferase activity; protein binding.